UGAUAGUAGUGUAAGGACAUGACACAAAACAGCUGCAUGCACAGCCAUUGUAAUGUGUCUGCUUGAUAAUUAAAAUGUGCACGUAAAAUAUUAAAAGAAACACAGCCUGUACAUUAUGCGGUGACAACACGUCAGCAUAGUCGAUAAUGACAGACAAUACGCGACUUGAUAACUAACUAAGCUCAUCCUGUCUAUUUGAAAUUUUGCUUGAGCGCGCGCAACGCUGCCCUGAAGCUUAAAGUGUUGGUGAAGCGCGGCCUUUAAACGUUCACCAACACUUAUUUAUCACGCAAUAUAUCGAGUGCGGUCACUAUUUAAUCGGCAAAACUUCACGCUAGAGCGGCGUGUUUCGCAUAUUUACGAAAAACAAUAGAAAUUACCUGAAUAAUGGAUGAUGAGGCGGAAACUUACAAGCUCUGGCGUAUACGCAAGACGAUCAUGCAACUGAGCCACGACCGUGGUUACCUUGUGACCCAGGAUGAAUUGGACCAGACUUUGGAACAGUUUAAAGAAAUGUUUGGCGACAAGCCAAGUGACAAACGUCCGUCGCGGUCCGACCUAAUCGUGUUGGUGGCCCACAAUGACGAUCCCACUGACCAGAUGUUUGUCUUCUUCCCCGAGGAACCCAAGAUUGGUAUCAAGACUAUCAAAACAUACUGCACCCGCAUGCAAGAGGAGAACAUCCACAGGGCCAUCGUCGUCGUGCAGGGCGGCAUGACGCCCUCUGCUAAGCAAUCGCUAGUGGAUAUGGCCCCUAAGUAUAUUCUAGAACAGUUUCUGGAGUCUGAGCUGCUGAUCAAUAUAACGGAGCAUGAGCUGGUGCCGGAGCAUGUGGUAAUGACAGCGGAGGACAAACAAGAACUUCUCAGCAGAUAUAAACUAAAGGAGAACAUGUUGAUGCGCAUACAGGCGGGUGACCCCGUGGCCCGCUACUUCGGCCUGAAGCGCGGCCAAGUUGUGAAAAUUAUACGUUCGUCUGAGACAGCGGGCAGAUAUAUAUCGUAUAGAUUAGUAUGCUGAGUGACUUUCGGUAAUAAAUGUCAUAAAAAUA
Molecule: messenger RNA, 1051 nt
Organism: Drosophila mojavensis
Lineage: Eukaryota; Metazoa; Arthropoda; Insecta; Diptera; Drosophilidae
Gene: Rpb5
Product: DNA-directed RNA polymerases I, II, and III subunit RPABC1
Exons: 1
Coding region: 388-1020 (210 amino acids)
Biological process (GO): DNA-templated transcription
Cellular component (GO): RNA polymerase I complex; RNA polymerase III complex; RNA polymerase II, core complex
Molecular function (GO): DNA-directed RNA polymerase activity; DNA binding
Source: RefSeq, a predicted model, not a curated record